AACAUUUAUUGCAUUAAAGAUUAUACAAAAUAUCCACUAGAUUAGAUCUUCUACUUAAUUACUAUCAUCUAAAUAAAGAAUUAUGUGUCCUUCUCGACCAUUUUAUAAGUAGCUCAUUUAGUUUAUAGAAAAAAGACAAAAGCAGAAGAAAGAUACGGUUACACUAUUAUACAAUUGUGUUGUGUCGUCUACACUCACAUAUUACAAGUCAGUCAACCCGUAUAGUCAUACACACUAGUAGAGUCAUUCAAAGCCACUUGUUUAUUUUUUCAGUAAAUAAUAUUUUAACGUCUCUAAGAAAUUGUAUUAUAAGAGACUCAUUCCAAAUACUGAUCUAGAUAUAUUUAUUUCGAAACCUAAGGCAUUUUGUGGUUAUACUUUCGAUUGUUGUUUGAUGGCUAGCUAAUUUUCUCAUUAAUCAAUAUUGCAGAACGUUUUAUGAAAAAGUCCAUGUGCUUCUCUCCAUGUAGUUAGUUCAUAUAUAUACCAGUGGGAAACUCUUAAAGUGCUUGUUCACAGCAUUCUUGUCCUCCAGUAUGAGUGUCUCCGGUGCUGCAGUUGCUUCAGAAAUAAAUUUUAGAAGAGCAGUUGAGUUUGGGAAAACUCAUGUGGUAAAGCCCAAAGGGAAAGCACCUAGCAACUAUUGUCUGGCUACAUGGGCUUGGGGACGUUGGCUCAAGUUCAGAAAACUCUCAGGGUCUCUAAUUUUCUCGAAGAUUUUCAGAAACUUCACAAUGGAUGAUAGCACCAGUAAAUUCCAAUGGGGACAGAUCAUGGUGUUCUGGGACGUGGAGGAUUGGUCAAUCCUUGAGAAACUAAAUCCUCGAUUGGUUAAUGAGAAGAUCACAUCCGAUCUAUAUGAAAACGGAUAUCUAGGUCCUGAGAUGUUUAAUAAGUUGACAUAUGUCUUUGGGCAUGCUGCAAUGCGUUUUGUUCACGUACCCAAAGGAAACAAACAUGCGAGAGUUCACUUUAUUACAGAGCAACUUCUUCUCUGGGCACUGUACGGUCCUAGUCGUCCAGCGAGUUUGUUUAUAAUCUCAGAAAGCAUCAAAGAAGAGAAGCAGCUCGUCCAUCCGAUCCUAUGGAUAGGAACCGUUUCAAUCUUGUCUUUUUAGAGCCUGGGAGCGUACUUGUUAAUUGUCAAGGUUCUCCUUUAGAGGGGCUGAAUGAGAAUGAUGUUUUUGAGUCAUUGAUUUUGAAUCAUUUCCUGUACCAUACGAAGUGAAACCAGUUGUGUCCGAUGCUUGGGCCGAUAUAAACU
Molecule: messenger RNA, 1264 nt
Organism: Camelina sativa (false flax)
Lineage: Eukaryota; Viridiplantae; Streptophyta; Magnoliopsida; Brassicales; Brassicaceae
Source: RefSeq, a predicted model, not a curated record